UGAGGCGGUCCUAAAGACCCACGCACACCUCCGGCCUGGGAUUAUCCCAGUCAGCCAGCCCUCCUCUACUUUUUACUAAACUUUUUAAAAAAUGGCUUCCUGCACUUCUUCCAGACUGUUGUCUGUGCUAUUAAUCUCUUUUUUUGCCUCCGUGGCUGACUCUCAGUAUGAAAAAUACAGCUUCAGAAGCUUCCCCAGGAACGAGCUGAUGCCUCUGGAGUCCGCGUACAAAUACGCGCUGGACCAGUACACUGGAGAGAAGUGGAAGGAGACGGUGGAGUACAUGGAGGUGUCUCUGAGGCUCUACCGGCUGCUGCGGGACAGCGAGGCCUUCUGCAACCUCAACUGCAGUUCGGUGAGGCUGGAUGACGAGCAGAAGUUUGAGGAGUUUCCUGAGCUGCGGGCGUUUGGGAAUGUGAUGAAGAGGGCGCAGUGCCUGAAGCGAUGCAAACAGGGACUGCCUGCUUUUAGGCAGACCUUGCCCAGCAGGGACACCAUAGAGGAGUUUGAGAGGAGAGAACCGUACAGAUACCUGCAGUAUGCCUACUUUAAGUCUGACAACCUAGCGAAAGCAGUGUCUGCAGCUCACACCUUCCUACUGAAGCACCCAGAUGACGAGAUGAUGCAGAAGAACAUGGCCUACUACAAAAGUCUGCCAGGAGCCGAAGAGCACCUCAAAGACCUCGAGACCAAAUCUUAUGAGUCGCUGUUUGUGCGUGCAGUGCGGGCAUAUAAUGGAGAAAACUUCCGAACCUCUGUGUCAGACAUGGAGCUGGCUCUGCGGGACUUCUUCAAGGUGUACGACGAGUGUCUGGCUGCAUCUGAAGGCCCCAGGGACGUCAGGGACUUUAAAGACUUUUACCCAUCCAUAGCGGAUCACUACAUUGAGGUCCUAGAAAGGAAGGUGAACUGUGAAAGUGAGCUAACCCCAGUCGUCGGGGGUUUCGUUGUUGAGAAGUUUGUGGCCACAAUGUACCACUAUCUGCAGUUCGCCUACUACAAAUUGAAUGACCUGAAGAACGCAGUACCUUGUGCAGCAAGUUACAUGCUGUUUGACCCCAGUGAUGAAGUUAUGAAAAAUAACGUGGCAUAUUACAAGUUCCAUAAAAGCCAGUGGGGACUGACAGAUGAGGACUUCCUACCGAGAUCUGAGGCAGUACGGUACUACAAUCAGACAACCAUGCAGCUGGAGAUGUUGGAGUUCUCCAAACAGCGCCUGGUUAGCGACGAUGAGGGGGAGGUGGUGGAGUUUAUAGAUGACUUCCUGGAUGAGGAUGAUAACCCUACAUUGGAAAGUCCACCAAAAAACUGAUAAACAAACAACCAAACAACAACACUCCCUAGUUUUGAUUUAUUGGGGCUCUGCACAGGGCUCUGAUUGGUCAGCAUGUUUUUGUUAUACCUGAAAGAUCCACUUCCUGUAUAUUCUUCCAUUUCUCACUUUGUGCACUAAAUAUCCAGUCAAGUGGUACGGGCUUGUAACAUGGCAUCUUAAUGUUUAACAUAUGGGAUUAGACUUUAAAUUUUAUGAAUUCAUUUUUCACUGUGAAUGGUGUAUGUUUUCUUUGAAAAUUGACAUUUUUGCAAUAAAAUUUAAUAAAACUUAA
This is a messenger RNA of Cheilinus undulatus (humphead wrasse), 1607 nucleotides long. It is a transcript of the gene crtap, whose product is annotated as cartilage associated protein. Bases 92 to 1312 code for a protein of 406 amino acids. Gene Ontology annotation, cellular component: endoplasmic reticulum. Gene Ontology annotation, molecular function: protein binding; collagen binding. Gene Ontology annotation, biological process: collagen fibril organization; peptidyl-proline hydroxylation to 3-hydroxy-L-proline. The record is from RefSeq and is a predicted model, not a curated record. Lineage: Eukaryota; Metazoa; Chordata; Actinopteri; Labriformes; Labridae. The transcript has 7 exons.